GUCGCGGAUGAACGUGCCGAAAGGUUACAAGCAGAAGUUACACGAUUGGUACAAGAGAUGCAAGUCGAACAAGACUCGGUACGACGUGCGGACGCUUCACGGCGCCACUUGGAAGCUGAAUUAAAAGACACUAAUGCCAAGCUAGUGGAAAUGCGUCGUCUGAUCGACAAUGCGGAACGAGAGGCAGACGAGGCUAAAACUCAAGCCGAAGCCAAAGUUCGUGAAAUGCAAAUGGCACUGGAUGAUGAGGCCCGGAAAACACGAGAAGCGCAAAAUCAACUAAGGAAAUGCGAACGCUCGUUGAAAGAAUCCAUGCAAGCAGAGGAGGAUGCACGCCGUAUGAUCAACGAGUUGAAAGACCUUACGGAGCGUACCCAAGUAAAAUUGAAGCAGACAAGGAGACAACUUGAAGAAGCAGUAAGUGUACACCCUUAUGUACCAUCGCUUGUACUCUAA
This is a messenger RNA of Echinostoma caproni, 456 nucleotides long. The record is from the annotation of a GenBank genome assembly. NCBI's taxonomy places the organism in Eukaryota, Metazoa, Platyhelminthes, Trematoda, Plagiorchiida, Echinostomatidae.